GAUGGCACUUCGUUUUUCUGACGUGUGAAGAUGUUUGUGGCUUCUUUUUGCUCUUAGUUCACUAGACAUUGAAUGUUUUCACAGGAUAACUUACCUCUGAGAGUGAUCCAAAUAACCAGAAAGAGACCAGAAUGGAGAACAGAAGAGGAAGUGAAAUUUGUGCAGAGCUGCUUGCAGGAGAUAGAAAGCUAUGGAAGUUACAGUUUGAGACUGCAAUUUCUUCUGGCUAAAGUGGUUCGCUUUGAAUGGUUUGAACGUGGGCGAGUUAUCCUGAAGAAAGGACAGUGYGGCAUUAGCUUCUACUUCAUUUACUUCGGCAGCGUUGCUCUUACAGAUGAUGAGGAUGGUAGCAGCACCUUGACCGCAYUGUAUCCUGUGGUGCUUCAGAAGGGGGCAAAGUUUGGGGAAGUUUCUGUAUUGAAAGGAACAAGGCGAGUGGCUACAGUUAUCUGUCUGGAAGAUACAAAGCUAUUUGUGGUAGAUAAGGACGACUUCUUUGCUAAUAAGUUAGAUGAAGAACUUCAGGAAGAAUUAUGCUAUCGAUAUAACUUCAUCAAGGGUGUGAAAUUUUUUGAAAAAUGGUCUAAAAGAUCAAUAGUGAGAAUAACCAAUAGCUCUAAAAUGGAAAAAUUUUACUAUGGACAGGUGAUAACAAAAGAUAUCACCAAGUCAGACAGUGUAAUUCUCAUUAGUAAGGGGACCUGUGAAAUUUUGCAUCUGGUUGAUCUUACUGCUUGUCCAUCCUAUCACAAAUGGGUCUGUCGACAGCUCACACAUCUUCCCAAGGUCCCGUGUCUCACCAGAAAAACUGGAGCUGUAAGCAGGAAGAAAUUUGAAGAUUUUCCACAGAAAACCUUUCCAGAGCAACAUUUAAGAAAUCUCAAAGCUCAGGACCUUAAAUGUGAUAUGAGCCAGAAUGGUAAAAACGUGAGUAGGCAUCCCCUUGAUGCAGGAGCUGAAAAGAUAAAUCAAAACCUGGAGAAGCAACAGGCAGGAGGCCAUUCCAGCUAUGAUGAGUGUGGUGGCACAAAAAUUCAGCAGCGGGAAGCGCCUGGGCUCUUCCACAAGACAAGGACUAUUUUGACACCAAGUGGAAAAUUACCUACUGAUCUUGCCUUAACAGUUUGCAUGAGAGUUGCUGAAAUUCAUGAAGGAGAAAUUGUGGGCAUCAGCCAGCACUUCUUCCCUGACCAUAUGCAAGACAGGCGCAACAUGGUUUUGGUCAGUAAGGAUGCUGAGGUCAUAUGGCUGAAGAAGGACACCUUUGAGAAGCUGCUAGAUUUGGGAAAAGUUCUUGAAUUACACAAGCGCUAUCCUAGUGAUGAUGAACUAUGUCAGAAGUUUCUAGAAGAGAACCAAUGGAAAAUGAUAAAGAAAGACCUAACAAGCUCUAUAAUACAAAGAAAAUGUGCACCCAAAAUAACUCCUGUUUUUGAAAAGCCUGGAGAACAUGUUCAUAAUUCCUGGACCAUCAAUCAAGCUGGCAUUCUGGACCUGAGCAUGCUCCAUCAUAAACAUCAGCAGUAUCCUCACAGAUUUGUUCCUGUUUACAUGGAGCCAACGAGACAACAGCCAGUAAUGCCAGAAGCAAAAUUGCGACUGAUCCAUAGCAUCAUUUCACCACACACUUGUCUAAAAGGGCUGUUCUAGAACGCACGAGAAAGCAGUUGAAAAACAUGGAAAAAAAGAAACACCAUUUUUAAA
Messenger RNA from Nothoprocta perdicaria, 1704 nucleotides. It is a transcript of the gene CNBD2, whose product is annotated as cyclic nucleotide binding domain containing 2. Bases 73 to 1650 code for a protein of 525 amino acids. Gene Ontology annotation, molecular function: cAMP binding. Lineage: Eukaryota; Metazoa; Chordata; Aves; Tinamiformes; Tinamidae. The transcript is spliced from 9 exons. The record is from RefSeq and is a predicted model, not a curated record. Gene Ontology annotation, biological process: spermatogenesis.